CUGGAUCAUCGUCUGGGAAAUCACUGACCAGUAUAAAACCCAGAGCCAGGGGGGGAUUCACUUUAAGGAAAGGCUGUGCAUCUUCAGGAGUUCGUGUUGAAUCAACGGGAGACUGAUUGCGUAACGGUGAUGUGCGUAAUCCAAAAGACAUCAAGUUUUACAACGCAUAGAUAACAGUAGUAAUACUUUUGAUUUUCAACUUUAACGUUAGGUUCGAGUUUUUCUUUCGGCACAAAACCCAAAACUUUUUACUGGUUUUGAGCUGCACACAGGAUAUGGCAGAGGGAGACUUCUACACUAUGGGAAACCGGCAAAGGUUUCCCAGGGAUCCGUUUGGAGAGUCGCCGUUCAGAGAUCAGUCUCCGUUCAGGGAUCAGCUCGCGUCUCGGUUUAUGGAGGAAGACUUUGGUAUGCCACAUUUUCCCGAUGAGCUGGCGAUGGACUGGCCGGGAUGGGCUCGGCCGGGCCGGCUCAGCACGCGCCUGACUCCGUCGCCUUUCAGCAGCAGUAUACGCACAAAUUUCCCCGCGCGACAGUCCACGGGAGGAGGCCCCGCGCUGUACACCAGCAGGUACGGAGAGCCCUCCUCCCGGGGUUCACCCAUUACCACCGGGGGGGAACCUUGGAAAGUUUGUGUGAACGUGCACAGCUUCAAAGCAGAGGAACUAAACGUCAAAACGAGAGACGGAUUUGUAGAAGUGUCAGGAAAACAUGAAGAGAAGCAGGAAGAAGGAGGCAUCGUGACAAAGAAUUUCACAAAGAAGAUUCAGAUUCCGAUAGAUGUGGACCCGCUCACCGUUUUUGCCUCCCUGUCCCCUGAGGGAGUCCUCAUCAUCGAAGCCCGGCAGACGCCUCCGUAUUCCCUCUUCAGCAAUGAGGGCUCGCAGGGGGCUGAAUCGCUUGAGGUGGAGGCGCCAAAGCCCCAGGAGGGACCUGUAGUCUAAAACCCCCGAAAAGCAUUCACACACAACAAAACAUGAAAUGUUUGGCCUUCUGCUUUAUAGUGUUUGACACCUGGAAUGCUAAAGUGUAAAAUGUGCAAAAAAACGCCCCUUUGUGAUAUGAUUUUCAAAGUUGGAAAGGCGAAAUGUUUUUGUAUAAAAGCAGAUAAUUAAGAGACACAGGUGAGACAAGAGGCAAAAACUUAAGAUGUUUAUUUUUCUCCCUUGUCUCCAUGUUGACCUCUAUAACAAUGAUUACAGACCAGCUGGUAUCCCAUGUUUGUACCCUUAAAUUUCAGUUACACAUUGGAUUAAAUUAAAUAUAAAAUCCCGCCUGCAUGAUGAAAACUGCUUUAUCCUGAUUAGAUUUAAUUCAGAGCCCUUCAAAAGGUAUGAGAUGACAUUUUAUAAAGUAUUUUAUUGCAGAACUCUUCUGGAUAUGUUCAUUAAAAACUAUACAAACAGAUUUAAAAAAAAAAAGAGGAAGUAAUUAGACAAUAUACCAGGCAGCUGAUUUGUCAGUUAAUAUAACUUAAACAUUUGACUAGUGUAAUGUGAAAUUUGAAUAGUGUAAUGACGAGUGUUUGAAAUUCUAUUUAUUCUAUUUCAUUGUUGAUCUUUAAAUCACUAUGUAUAAUUUCAUAUUGAUUGUUCCACUACUACUAGGUGAGUCAUUAAAGAAUUGAGAGUAUCUUCAGAACAGCAGUACAGAUACAUACUGAGUUACUGUUUUAAUUUCAAUUUUAAUACAAUUUUUAAAAAUUGUAAACCUGUUUCCUAAUAAUAUGCAAUGGAUCCAGUGGAACAGUAUUUAUGUCAAGCAUAUUGUAUUUGAUUUUUUUUUUUUUUUUAAUAAUAAUCAUAAUGUGCCUUAUUUGACUUGAGUGCCUUGACCUCUUGUGUCACAGUUGUUGCUCUUCGAAGUUAAUGAAUGUCACUUAAAGCAACUACAUGUAGGAAUUUGGUUUGGAGUGCUUUAGGGCCCACUGAAAGUCUCUGAGAGCAACUGCACUGUCAUAAGCAAACAUGUUGUUUGAAGCUAUGGAAGAGAACCAUGCUGACUGACAAGGCACAGUGAAGUCAAUGGUUUUUUGCCCAACUAUGACUCUGCAAGCAUUUUCAGCCGGUUGUUUGCGGACUGUUUGCAGGUGGAGCAUUGUGUUGUCAUGAUAUCUAAAGGCCGUAGCUUAAAGGCUACAUUGGAGAGGGUAAUUAGUUUGUAAGGCCCCAAACUUUAAAGCUAAAGUGACAACUGUUUGCCGUAAGAUGGAUUUAUUUAUUUAUUUGUUUGCAAACCUGAGACAUAACUUGUGCAUGAACUUGUGCCAAGGCCCUAUGCAAUUCUCGCAAGAUGACCUCAGCACGCUGCAAAAUUUGCACACUGCAGAAAACAAGCGAUCAGGCAGCACAGUGGGCCCUGUUGAAAGUUAUUGUGCAAUUGAAUAGACAUGUGAAACUUCUAUUUAAAAGUGGAAAGGUUACAUAUGGUUGCUUUAAACUGACAAGAAACAAAAGUCUUUUGUGUCUUCAUUAAGGGGUGAAUUGUGUGCAUUAAUAUGUUAUCUACCAUGUCAAUUGUAAAUAUACUGUAAUAUGUGACAAAUCAUUAUGAAUAUUAUUCUGAAGUGUUCAUGGUUUUGAAAUAGGGUUUGAAUUUUCUUUUCUAUUUGAGCAUUCAGAAGGACAGCUGCAUGACUGUUGGAGAGGACAGACUGAUUUUUAUGCCAAAGACGUUAAUUCCCUUCCCUCCUCUUCUGCUGAUGUCUUUGUAUCGGCUGAUGCAAUAAAACUGUCCAGCCAAUCUU
This is a messenger RNA of Labrus bergylta (ballan wrasse), 2746 nucleotides long. RefSeq names its product heat shock protein b8 (gene hspb8). Gene Ontology annotation, cellular component: cytoplasm; protein folding chaperone complex; nucleus. Gene Ontology annotation, molecular function: protein homodimerization activity. NCBI's taxonomy places the organism in Eukaryota, Metazoa, Chordata, Actinopteri, Labriformes, Labridae. The record is from RefSeq and is a predicted model, not a curated record. Gene Ontology annotation, biological process: cellular response to unfolded protein.